Messenger RNA from Bombus terrestris (buff-tailed bumblebee), 2287 nucleotides. It is a transcript of the gene mRpL45, whose product is annotated as probable 39S ribosomal protein L45, mitochondrial. The record is from RefSeq and is a predicted model, not a curated record. NCBI's taxonomy places the organism in Eukaryota, Metazoa, Arthropoda, Insecta, Hymenoptera, Apidae. The coding region runs from base 1208 to 2224 and encodes 338 amino acids. The transcript is spliced from 8 exons. Gene Ontology annotation, cellular component: mitochondrion.
GUUCGUGGUAUUGCAAAUUAAAAAUAAGGCGUCGUUAUUCAAUAAUAAUGUUGUCAAAGAUUUUGUUCGAUAAGUUUCUCUGUAGGAUUAAACGUGUUGCCGCUAAUCACGUGUAUAUGUAUAUUUCAGUUUCGAAUUAUCAAGAAUCAGAAAUCAAGACAUCGUUCUCACGGAAUUAUCAAGAUCUUUCGAGUCAUAGAAACAUAUAUAUAAAGUUUUUUUGAACACCACUAAUUCCAGACUAGGUAGAAGUAAAUAAUCAGAUUACUCUUCUACAUGAGAAAAUAAGUCAGAAAUGUAGAAUAAAAUUUAUUCACAAGACGGUUUGUUUCCGAAAAAAAUAAAUUUGCAAAUUUAUCAUAUGUGUACAUUAGGACAACUCUUAAUUAAUACUAAAACUACCACACCAGUCAAAAUGACUGGUUUGACAACUUUAUUUUAAAAUUCUUACUUCAUGUUAUAUUUUUUUUCCGCAAUGAUGCAGUGAUUUUUGCAGGGAUAGCUAAAGGAAUAAUAUAAUAAACUUUAAUUUUGUUUUAUUCAUUUAAAAUAAAAGUACAGUCGUUGGAAUAAGACCUGAUUUCUCAUUUUAUAAAACAAUAUUUUACAAGCCUUGAAAAUAUGUAAACAAUUGGAAGCAUCCAAAUCGUUGCAAAAAUUGAAAAGGAUUUCAAUGGAAUGCUCUGAUAUCGAGGAUAAUGAAUUCUCUGAGUAUGAAGGAAGUGAACCAGGGGAAAAAGAAAUUGAAAUUUGUAGUGAUAAUAGUAACAGUGACAUUAAUGACAAAGCAACUGAGUCCUCAGAAAGUAAGCCAGAGAACAUUUUGCCAGAGAACGUUCAAAUUCUAUUUUCUUAAAAAUUUGGAACUAUCAGGAAACGGAAAUCAAGACAUCAUUCUCACGAAAUUGUCAAGAUCUUUUGAGUCAUAGAAACACGUAUGUAAAAUUUUAUUAAUCACAUUACGUUUCAAAUCAAUGUAAAAGUAAUAUCAUAAUGAUACAGUAAAGAAGAAAAUAGUUAACGGAAGUAUCUUAAUGUAAAUAUAUUUGUAUGUUACUAAAUAGUGUAUUUCACUAAUCUGUUUUGGGUACUUUAACCUAACCUAAACAUAGUAUUCAAUGGAAGCGUAACAAGUGAUUUAAAUAAAUUUCAUUUGAAAAAUAUAAGUUUAAGUGACUUAACAACGCCUUCAGACACAUUUAUAAACAUGAUACAAAGAUACAGAAAUGCAAUAUGUAUUUUUGGGAAGUAUAUGCAGAAUAAUCUACCAGUAAUGUUAGGUCCUAUUAAUUAUCUAGUUCCUAAUGACAGUUCUCAACAAGUCAGAAAUAUAAAGAAACAUUUCAAUCAAAAGUAUCGCAAAGAAAGGGGAAAGAAAGUCAUUAAAAUAAAAUUACCUACAUUUGAUGAUGAUGAUGAUAAUACUAACAGUAAGCUAAGAACAAAGUUGAAAGAAGCUGGAAUUCUACCACAAAAAGAGUGGUCUGAAAGACCAGUUUUUAUUAGCUGUACACCUACAAUAUUUGAAAGUUACAUUGCUCCAGAAGGUGAUGGAAAAUUUUCUCCCAUUAGCACUACGGGUGCGAAACAAAAGUUUGAAUUUAUACAAAAAAAGAGUAAAUCUUUUAUGGACCUUAGAAAAAUUAAGUCAUAUGAGGACAACUAUUCAUCUGAUACAUUUAGAGAAAACCUAUUAAAUAUUUAUAAAAAAGCACACGAAGCUUUAUGUCGUAAAGAUCAAGAUGAAAUACUACAAUAUGUUACAGAAACUGCAUAUCCUUUACUGAUACAUAAUGUUGAGAACAAAACAAUUGUAUGGAAAUUUUUGGAAUCUUUGGAGCCAGCACGUAUCGUACAUGCUAGAGUAACAAAUCUGAUUACAAAGAGCAAUUUAUUUGCACAAGUCACUAUUCGUUUUCAUACUCAACAGCUUCUCUGCAUUUAUGAUCGAUUUGGACGAGUGUUAUUAGGUAGUGAGACAGUGAGGAAAGAUGUUUUGGAUUAUAUAGUAUUUGAGAAACAUAUAUCCAAUGUAUAUGGUACUUGGCGCAUACACGGGAAAAUUAUACCAAAUUGGCUAACACCGAAAGAAAUAUCGACAUCUACUUACAUCUUGCCAAAGAAAAAGGAAGAAUCCUCAUCAUCUGAUAGCGCUGUUGAAUCGGUUGCUCAAGUGGUACCGCCAGAAACUGUAGGUGAACAGCAUACUGAUGCAAAACCAUAAUAAUUGUAUUUCAUGUACAAAUUCCAGUUAUUAAUUGAUGAAUAAAAUACUUUUAAAACAAAA